Messenger RNA from Callorhinchus milii (elephant shark), 2365 nucleotides. RefSeq names its product cyclin-dependent kinase 9 (CDC2-related kinase) (gene cdk9). The transcript is spliced from 7 exons. Gene Ontology annotation, molecular function: ATP binding; cyclin-dependent protein serine/threonine kinase activity. Gene Ontology annotation, cellular component: nucleus. NCBI's taxonomy places the organism in Eukaryota, Metazoa, Chordata, Chondrichthyes, Chimaeriformes, Callorhinchidae. Gene Ontology annotation, biological process: protein phosphorylation. The coding region runs from base 138 to 1277 and encodes 379 amino acids. The record is from RefSeq and is a predicted model, not a curated record.
UGCUGUUGCGCUGUGUGGCCACAGGGUGUGAGUCUCGGAGCGGACGGCAGGUGGCGCUGUGAGCCCAGGCGGUGGUGCGGUGGUGCGGUGUUGCCGGGACCGCAGUCGGUGUCGGUGUGAGGGCGGAGGAGCGCGCGAUGUCGUUUCGGAUGAACACCGAUUUGCUGAAAUGUUACGAGUUGGAUUUCCAGUUUUGCGACGAGGUCUCCAAGUACGAGAAGAUGGCGAAGAUCGGGCAGGGAACCUUCGGGGAGGUGUUUAAGGCGCGGCACCGCCAGACGGGAAAAAAAGUGGCUCUGAAGAAAGUCCUGAUGGAGAAUGAGAAAGAAGGGUUUCCAAUCACAGCCUUGAGGGAGAUUAAAAUCCUGCAGCUCCUCAAACACGAGAAUGUUGUCAAUUUGAUAGAAAUUUGCCGGACCAAAGCCACACAGUACAACAGGUACAAGGGCAGCAUCUACCUGGUGUUUGACUUCUGUGAGCACGACCUGGCCGGGCUGCUCAGCAACGCAAACGUCAAGUUCACGCUGGCUGAGAUCAAGAAGGUCAUGCAGAUGCUGCUCAACGGCCUCUAUUACAUCCACCGCAACAAGAUUCUGCACCGAGACAUGAAAGCCGCCAAUGUGCUGAUUACCCGGGACGGCGUGCUCAAACUGGCUGACUUCGGGUUGGCCCGAGCCUUCAGCCUGGCCAAGAACAGCCAACCCAACCGCUACACCAACCGUGUGGUCACUCUGUGGUACCGCCCGCCGGAGCUACUGCUGGGUGAGCGAGAUUACGGGCCACCCAUCGACCUGUGGGGUGCCGGGUGUAUCAUGGCCGAGAUGUGGACUCGGAGCCCCAUCAUGCAGGGCAACACUGAGCAGCACCAGCUGACACUGAUCAGCCAGCUGUGCGGUUCCAUCACCGCAGAGAUCUGGCCCAACGUUGAGAAGUAUGAGCUGUACCAAAAGUUGGAGCUGCCCAAAGGUCAGAAACGGAAGGUGAAAGACCGUCUGAAGGCCUAUGUGAAGGACCCGUAUGCCCUGGAUCUGAUUGACAAGCUGCUGGUGCUAGACCCCACCCAGAGGACUGACAGUGACGAUGCCCUCAACCACGACUUCUUCUGGACGGACCCCAUGCCCUCCGACCUCAAGAACAUGCUGUCCACACACAACCAAUCCAUGUUCGAGUACCUGGCCCCGCCCCGGCGCCGGGGUAGUCACAUGCCACAGCAGGCGGCUAAUCAGAAUAAGAAUCCCACCGCCACCAAUCAGACUGAGUUUGACCGCGUGUUCUGAAUGGUGGGAAGGGGGCUCUGUGUGUGUGUGUCUGCGUGGGAGGGAGGGAGGGAGUGGGGGGGCACGACAGUGGCUCUCUCUUCAGGCACAGUUUCCACGUUGCUGUGACUUAAUGAUCAAACAGGGAGUGAGGAGGCUGGGCUCUUGGUUUCCUUUAGGCAUGGCGUAGUGUGGAGCUUCAGUUUAUCAUUCCCCUGUUGGGAGUGGGUGCGUUUGCCGUUUGUAAUCAUUCCAUUGAUGCUCUUGCCAGUGGCUUACAUUGGCAUGGUUGGUGGCACACGUCACCUCCCCUGUGGUGAGUUACCAAUCUUGGCCAGCAGCUCAUAGCCUAGACAUUCCCACAGUCAGGAGGUCAGAGGACUGAGGCAAUGCUGAUCAUUCUCUUGAUCCUUCUCACUCUCCUUCCCUCCCCCCACCACUUCCUCCCACCCCCCACCUCCAUUCUCCAGUGGCUCGUCCUCGCCUCCUAGUGGACAUUUAGAAAGGAGCAAUGUGAGGUGCCUGGUUCUAGGUUUGGUGUGUGGCAGGAGAUGUUCAUGGUUGGUUUGACAGAAUCCUGUGAGAUUUUCCAGGAUUUAGGAACCAUUUUCCUAAAAUGUUCCUGGACUUCACAGAGGUUGCAGUUCCUUGGCUUAACGGUGACGGGUUUUGAGGGGGAAGAGCAGGUGCUGGUGGAUUUCCGAAGUCCCUGUUCGAUCAAGUCUGCGUUGGAGAAGAUUCCCUCAUUUAUUUGGGAUUCUGUUUAUCCUAUUUACGCUCAGACUGGAAGCGAUGAGAAAAAGUGUGUGGUUUUGUUCCUUCACAUGGAACUCCUGACAUCACCCCCCAGUCCAGUUUUGUUACUUAACGUUAACCGCUCCCUUGGUGGGAGGAAGCAAAUCUUCGAAAAGAACUUCCAUAUCUCAUCUGUUGAGAAUGUGGCACAAUUGCAUUCCUUGUUCAUUAAUUUCCUUACUUGUGUAAUGUCCCUUUGCAGAAUAUUAUAGAACAGCCUUGGGUGAGUGACAACACAUUACAGAACAGCUGUAUUGAAUGUGUAACCCUGUUCAGUUUUUUUUUGUAACUUUUCAAAUAAAACGCUCAAAAAA